Messenger RNA from Prinia subflava (tawny-flanked prinia), 2234 nucleotides. It is a transcript of the gene PTH1R, whose product is annotated as parathyroid hormone 1 receptor. Gene Ontology annotation, molecular function: G protein-coupled peptide receptor activity; peptide hormone binding; parathyroid hormone receptor activity. Gene Ontology annotation, biological process: intracellular calcium ion homeostasis; adenylate cyclase-activating G protein-coupled receptor signaling pathway; cell surface receptor signaling pathway. The transcript is spliced from 13 exons. The record is from RefSeq and is a predicted model, not a curated record. The coding region runs from base 413 to 2029 and encodes 538 amino acids. Gene Ontology annotation, cellular component: plasma membrane. NCBI's taxonomy places the organism in Eukaryota, Metazoa, Chordata, Aves, Passeriformes, Cisticolidae.
CCUUCCCUCCCUCUCCCGCUGCCUCCUCCGUGUUUGCGUUCCACAAAGAGAUGAUUUGAACUUCCCGGAGCCCGGGCCCGCUCCGAUGUGAUUCCCCCGCGGACGAUCCCGCGGCGCCGGGAGCUGCCCCCGCCGCGUCCUCCGCUCCUCUUUCCCCCGUUCCAUGGGCUCGGCGGGAUUCCGGGAGCUGCCCGCCACUCCAGCCAUGAGAAAACGAGGAAAAAACCCGGGAUCGCUCGUCAUGUGCCUCUCCGGCUGAAGGGAGCCGGGGGAAGGAGCGGAAUCCCCGCGCGGGGCUGGGGGACACCCGAGGAGGAGGAGGAGGAGGAGAAGGAGAAAUCCGCUGGAAUUCCGAGCUCGCCUCCUCCCGCUUCCCCGCGCGAGGCUGGAUGCUGGAAGCAGCCCCUUGGAUAUGGGAUCAUAUCUGGUGUAUCCCAGCCUGGGUUUGAUCCUCUGCUGCUCCGUGCUCAGCUCCGUCUACGCGCUGGUGGAUGCCGACGAUGUCAUCACCAAGGAGGAGCAGAUCUUCCUCCUGCUGAAGGCCAAGGCCAAGUGCGAGCGCCACCUGAAAGCCAAGGUGCCCAAGGUGCACGAUGGCUUCUGCCUGCCCGAGUGGGAUGGCAUCGUGUGCUGGCCCGAGGGCGUGCCCGGCAAGGUGGUGGCCAUGCCGUGCCCCGAGUACAUCUACGACUUCAACCACAAAGGCCACGCUUACCGCCGGUGUGACCUGAACGGGAGCUGGGAGCUGGUGCCCGGCAACAACCGCACGUGGGCCAACUACAGCGAGUGCGCCAAGUUCCUCACCAACGAGACGAGGGAAAGGGAGGUCUUUGAUCGCCUCUAUUUGAUUUAUACUGUUGGAUACUCCAUCUCCCUGGGAUCCCUCACAGUUGCUGUCCUUAUCCUGGGAUACUUCAGACGUUUGCACUGCACUAGGAACUACAUCCACAUGCACCUGUUUGUGUCCUUCAUGCUGAGAGCCGUCAGCAUCUUCGUCAAGGACGCGGUCCUGUACUCCGGGUCGGCCCUGGAGGAGAUGGAGCGGAUCUCCGAGGAGGACCUGAAAUCCAUCACGGAAGCACCUCCAGCGGACAAAUCACAGUUUGUGGGCUGUAAGGUAGCUGUCACCUUCUUCCUCUACUUCCUGGCAACCAAUUACUACUGGAUCCUGGUGGAAGGGCUCUAUCUCCACAGCCUCAUCUUCAUGGCAUUUUUCUCAGAGAAGAAAUAUCUUUGGGGAUUCACAUUGUUUGGCUGGGGACUCCCUGCUGUGUUUGUCACAGUGUGGGCCAGCGUCAGAGCCACUCUGGCCGACACAGAGUGUUGGGACUUGAGUGCUGGCAAUUUGAAGUGGAUUAUUCAGGUGCCCAUCCUGGCAGCUAUCGUGGUAAAUUUUAUUCUCUUUAUCAAUAUUAUCAGAGUCCUCGCCACCAAGCUCCGGGAGACAAACGCAGGGAGGUGCGACUCGAGACAACAGUACAGGAAGCUGCUGAAAUCUACCCUCGUCCUCAUGCCUCUGUUCGGCGUUCACUAUAUUGUUUUCAUGGCUAUGCCAUACACAGACGUGUCAGGGAUUCUUUGGCAAGUUCAAAUGCACUAUGAAAUGCUGUUCAACUCUUUCCAGGGAUUUUUUGUUGCCAUCAUAUACUGUUUUUGCAAUGGAGAGGUCCAAGCAGAAAUAAAGAAGUCAUGGAGCAGGUGGACUUUAGCCCUUGACUUCAAGAGGAAAGCCCGGAGUGGGAGCACGACCUACAGUUACGGACCAAUGGUUUCCCACACCAGCAUCACCAACGUGGCCACGCGAGGGGCGCUGGCCCUCCACCUCAACACCAGACUCAUCCCGGGGACCCUCAACGGCCACCGGAAUUUGCCGGGUUAUGUCAAAAACGGCUCCAUCUCGGAGAAUUCCAUGCCGUCCUCCGGCCCGGAGCAGUACAACAAGGACGAGGAGUACCUGAACGGCUCCGGGCUUUACGACGGAGACAGGCCCACGGCCCUGGUGGAGGAGGAGAGAGAGACAGUGAUGUGAAGAGGGGAGGAGGGGAAAAGGAAAAAAAUAAUAAUAAUUCAGCCAAAGGAUGAUAAGAAAAUGGUUCCCGGAGAGCAUUUUAGUGGGAAAAGACCGUCGGGCCACGUGGCGGAUUCCAAGGGGGUUUCCAUGCAGUUUCUCUGUUCUGUGGAAUGAGAGGUUAAGUUAUUUGGGGAAAAAAAAACAAAAAACAAAAAAACAAAAA